AUGGUGGCGGUUCAGCGUACCACCAUUGAAGCGGUGAGCGCUGUAAGACCUCUUAAGAUUAUUUCGCUUUUAUGCCUCCUGAUAGCCAUUGGAUUAUCAAUUGUCUCACUGUGCUCAACCUCAUGGCUCAAAUCAGGAUCGUUCCGAACAGGUCUCUUCAAAGAAUGCACAUCAUCAAACGAGCCAACUCAUGCUCCGCCCUUCAGUGGUGCUCCAGCUCCUGGAAAAUGUCAUAAGCCAUCGAGAAAUUCGGGUUUUCUGACGGCAGCCGCUGUUCUUCUUCUCGUCGCAUUAUUCGCAACAGCACUCGCUGUGAUAUUCAACGUCAUCGGUCUUAGCAAAUCAGACAUUCGCGGAAAGUACCGAUGGUACCGAAUCGCCACAAUGAUCUCGGCAUUCUCUGUUCUUCUCGAACUCGUCGCCCUUAUCAUGUUCCCCGUGGCAUUCUACGUGAAAAUGGAUGAAUACGGCUCACGGCGAAAUUGGGAAGUCGAUUGGUCUUAUGGAAUCGCGUGGGGAGCGACGCUGUUCACUCUCGGAGCAUCCAUCAUGCUCAUUUGCGACAAGGAGCAUGAAGAGAUUAAUGUGGGCAUCGCAGCCGCUGAAAAUCAGGAGCCCGACGUGAUCGGAUGGCCACAAAGCGGUGGCGCUGUAAAUCUCGCUAUUCGACGCCUUCGUGAAGAAGGCUACAUCGAGGAUUUCGAUUUCGAGUUCACCGUCAAAUAUACCGAAUGCGAUCGCGCGUUGGCCGCCGAAAUCGGCAUCGAGUUUUUUCGCGACGAAAAAAUGGACGUCGUCGUUUCUGCGCCGUGCGCCGACCCGCUCGAUGUGAUAGGUUCAAUGUCGACCUACUACAAAAUUCCGUCGCUCGCAUGGGGAAUGGUGACGAGCUCGCGUUUCGCCGACGGCCUUCGAUAUCCAUAUUUAAGCAAUAUCAUGCCAAGCUCGUUAUCGCUCGGCUACACGGUGGCAAAGUUUCUCGAAAUGAUGGAAUGGAGUAGAGUUGCCCUGUAUUAUGAUGAAAGUGACACCGAUUAUACGAAAAAUAUUAUUGAAGAUGUUGAAAGCGCUUUGAAUGAUUAUUCAUACACGUUCAAUGUGAUCCUGAAGCAACCACUACCUAGUAUUAAAAAUAUCGAUGAAACCGAGUACACGAGAGCGUUGACCAGGGCGAAAAGUCGCGCAAGAAUAAUUAUUUCGUCCAUCUCAACAUCAACGGCGCGUCGGGUUUAUUUGCGAAAAAUUCACGAACUUGGAAUGGACAAUAGCGAGUAUGUUCAUUUGAUGAUCUCGGUGCGAAGUAUCGGAUUUGGAAAACAGAAACGCGGGAAAACGAAAUGUGAGUUAAAUUGCUUGUCAACCGGAUUAUCGCCAUUUUGGGAAGCUGAUGACAAUGAAAAUGAUGGAUUGAAUGACGAGCUUCGAAAUUCGGCCACAAGGGUCCUCGUGUUUGAUCUCUCCACCGAUGUCAUGGACACUUCAUACCUUGAAGAGUUUUCUGCUACCGUCACCACCGAAGUCACUAAACCCCCAAUCAACUGCACCACUGAUGCGUGUGUCAAAGCGCUUAACUAUCAGCCGUCAACGUUUUGCCGAAGUCUUCACGACUUGAUUUACAUGUAUGGAAUGGCGCUGACGGCUUUGUAUCGGACCGAACCGGACGCUAUUCAAGACCCGCUGAAAAUUAUUACAGCGAUGCAGGGGACGUUUCAAGGUCUCACUGGUGAGGUGACAAUCAAUUUGAACAAUACACGAGUUCCCAAGUUCAUGCUCUACGCGCUCAACAAAAACUACGAUCAAUCUUCGUUCAUGAAUCUGACGUAUAACGGCGGAGCCGCGAGCGCUUCUGCCGCUUACACCGACGAAUCGCAAUUGUGGUUCUGGUAUGGCGGAAAGCGACCAUUGGCGGUGCCGAUUUGCGGUUUUCACGGCAAUUUGUGCCCACAAACAUUUGUGGCUCAAUAUGGCGCGCUUGUGUUCUCAAUUUCCGGCGUUCUCGCCGCCUGCCUAAUAUUCCUAAUUUGCCUGUUUUUCUUCACAAUGAGGCAGAGAAAACUUGAGCAAGACCGAAUUAAUUCCGAAUGGCAAAUUCCUCACGCAAAAUUGCAAAAGCCACCCAAGAAAGACAAAGAGAAACAGAGUAAACGUUCCCUUCAAUCAGGUCCUUCGACCAUCACCGAGAAUAGUAAAUUCACGUUCGACAGCGAAUUCAGUAACUAUACGGUUUAUUAUUUGGACAAGGAGCCGGUUUUGGCGACGAAACAUCCGGCGACAACGCUCGUCAAAUCCGAUUACGAUCAAUUCGUCAAAAUGAGAAAGUUGUAUCAUGAUAAUGUGAACAAAUUUAUUGGAUUGUCGAUCGACGGGCCCGAUUAUGUGGCUAUUUGGAAAAUGUGCAUGCGCGGGAGUUUGCAGGACAUUAUUCUGCAAGGCAACUUCUCAAUGGACCCAUUUUUCAUGUUCUGCAUUGUCAGAGAUAUUGCAGAGGGUCUUAAAUAUUUGCACCAAAGUUUUUUACACAGUCACGCCAAUUUGAGAUCGGCAACUUGUUUGGUGAACGAGAGUUGGCAGGUGAAAUUGACCGACUACGGUCUCGGUUUUCUCAUGGAAGAAAGCAAGCCGUCGAAAAAACGACAAUUGUGGAUGGCGCCAGAAGUCCUACGCGGUGGUCUUUUACAGCAACAAAUUGAGAAGCCGGCCGACAUCUACUCGUUCGCAAUAAUCGCUUCGGAAAUUCUUACACGGAAACCGGCGUGGAAUAUACAGGAGCGGAAGGAAAGCGUUGACGAGUUGAUCUAUCUCAUCAAAAAGGGGGGCCAUUCCCCGAUAAGGCCUGAAUUGGAUUUAGACGGGGUUGAAGUCAGCAAUAGUUUGCUUCUAUUGGUGGCCGAUUGCUGGAACGAGGAGCCGGCAGAUCGGCCAACGGCAGAUCAGAUUUGCGCGAUUUUAAAGGGAAUGAUGCCCAGUAAAAACACAAAUCUAAUGGACCAUGUGUUCAAUAUGCUUGAGGAGUACACAACAACACUUGAGCUCGAAGUUGAUGAGCGCACAAAAGAGCUAUCCGCCGAGAAGAAGAAGGCCGAUGUGCUGCUGGGAAGAAUGUUGCCAAAACAAGUCGCCGAUCGCUUGAAGGCCGGACAAACAGUGGAACCCGAAGGCUUCGAUUCGGUCACCGUCUUCUUCUCAGAUGUCGUCAAGUUCACACAAUUAGCUGCAAAAUGCUCUCCAUUUCAGGUCGUUAAUCUUCUAAACGAUCUUUAUAGCAAUUUCGAUUCGAUUAUCGAGGAGCACGGCGUUUAUAAAGUCGAAUCAAUCGGGGACGGUUAUCUAUGUGUUUCCGGAUUACCUAUUAGGAAUGGUUUCGCGCACAUCAAACAAAUUGUUGAAAUGUCCUUGGCAUUUAUGAAUUAUGUAUCCACGUUUAAAAUUGCUCACCUUCCACGAGAAAAGGUUGAAUUGCGGAUCGGAUUGAACAGCGGACCUUGCGUGGCCGGCGUCGUCGGCUUGAGUAUGCCUAGAUACUGCUUAUUCGGUGAUACUGUGAAUACAGCGUCGAGAAUGGAAAGCAAUGGAAGACCUUCUCAUAUUCAUUGCUCAGCGACUGCUCAUAACUUAUUAGUAACACAUUAUCCAAAUCAGUAUGAAACCCAAUCCCGUGGCGAUGUGAUCAUUAAAGGGAAAGGUGUAAUGGAGACAUUCUGGGUACAUGGAAGAACUGGCGCUUAUGUGCCCGAGGAGAGAGAGAAGAUUCUGAAGACGCCGCCAAUGGUGGAGGUUGGUGAGAAUUUUAAAGUGGCGCAACUGAAAUGCGCGGUCAAAUACAAGGCGCACGCCAUGCUUCCCGGCUCGCCACAGCACUGGUGGAGCCCAGAAGAGUUGGCCGACACCUUCAAAAUCAAAACCGAAGUUCGAAACCGGAAAUUUGCGCCAGAAUCACCAUCAUCUUCAAAACGUUCAGUCAGUCCGAUAGUGGAAGCAAUGGAAGAGAAAUCCGAUGCGCUUUAUAGGCAAUUCCGAAGAAAAGAAACGCUCGCCGUUUAG
Caenorhabditis bovis is the source of this 4041-nucleotide messenger RNA. NCBI's taxonomy places the organism in Eukaryota, Metazoa, Nematoda, Chromadorea, Rhabditida, Rhabditidae. The record is from the annotation of a GenBank genome assembly.